GUUUCCCUCUCUGUCUCUGACUCUUUUUUCUCUUUACCUCUGUCUUCUGUUUGUGUCAAGUGUGCAAAAUCUACUUUUCUUUUUUUCACUUUUUGGUUUUCCUUUUUGCUGAGGUACUUUCCAUUUUACUGGGUUGCUUUUGUAUCUGCUUAAUUUAUAAGGCAGUUAAGAAUGAGGAGCUGUUUUUAAAUAAAUGAGAUUACUUUGAGUGGGAAAAUAAAAUAGAAUGCCAAUAACAGUAAAAUAUAAUGCUUAUUUGUUUAAAUAUUUAUUUAUUCUGAGAUUGGGAAGGGAACAAAGGAAAAGACAGAAGAUAUAACGUCAGAACAAGCUAGCCCGUGUUGAGUUGGGUUGGGUUAUGGUUUUGAAAUGGGUGGAGCGAGGACUUCAAAGGGAUCGCUUCUCUCAUCCACAUCUCUCUCUCUCUCCUCUCUUUCCUUCUCUCUCUCCGGUUCAUGUAUCUCACAGGAAUUCAGUUUGGUUUAUUUGUACGUAUUUGUUUGGAUUUAUUGACGAAGUUUCUUGGUGUUAGCAGCUAGCUAGCUAGCAAGCAAGCAAGCAGAGAGGGGUUGUUUCAAUCACAGCCGUGCGCGGUGAGUGGUGGCUGCAAGAUGAUUAAAAGUUUUAUUGUGGAUGAGAACAUGUCCAAUUUGACCUCUGCAUCUGGCGAAGCAAGUGUUUCCUCUGGCACCAGAACUAUAGAAACUGGCAACAACAACAUGUACCCGCCACCACCGCCACCCAAGAAGAAGAGAAAUCUCCCAGGCAAUCCAGACCCAGAUUCAGAAGUGAUAGCUCUAUCUCCUAAAACCCUCUUGGCCACAAAUCGGUUCAUAUGCGAGAUCUGCAACAAAGGGUUUCAGCGUGACCAGAACCUGCAGCUGCACAGGCGAGGGCAUAACCUGCCAUGGAAGUUGAAGCAGAGAUCGAACAAGGAGGUGAUAAGGAAGAAAGUGUACGUGUGCCCGGAGCCCACGUGCGUCCACCACGACCCAACCAGGGCUCUGGGCGACCUAACCGGCAUCAAGAAGCACUUUUGCAGAAAGCACGGUGAGAAGAAAUGGAAAUGCGAAAAGUGCUCUAAGCGCUAUGCUGUUCAGUCAGAUUGGAAAGCCCAUUCCAAAGUUUGUGGCACAAGAGAGUAUAGAUGUGACUGCGGCACCCUCUUCUCUAGGAGGGAUAGCUUCAUAACCCACAGGGCUUUCUGCGACGCUUUAGCAGAAGAGAGUGCAAGAUCAGCACAACCAAUGAACCCACUUCUCUCCACACAGCCUCAGCUCAACAGCCAUGGCUUCCAACCUCCUUUGUCACUGAAAAUAGAACAAUUAGAUCAACACCAAGAACACAACAUGAGCAUCAUCAACAAUGUUCAUCCACCAUGGUUAGCAGAAGCCGGGCCAGGCCCCCCACUGCCUUACACCACCACAGCCCAUGAUCUCUCCUCCCCAAUACUGUCCUUCUCCGCAAACCUAGACCACCAGCCAUUCCUGCACUCCCAAAACCCUAAUCCUAACUCCCACAUGUCCGCCACCGCAUUGCUCCAAAAAGCAGCGCAAAUGGGUGUGGCCAUGAGCAAGCCUUCCCAUCACCAAUCUCCAUCUCCAUCUCCAUCUCUUAUGCUCAGACCCCACCAGUUCCAACCUCAUCACAUGUCUGCAGUAGCUGCUGCUGCUGCAUCGGCAGCUUCUGGGGUGGGUUUGUCUUCACGUGAAGAGAUGGGAAGCAGUGAUGGGUUUGGUCACUACGGGCUGGCGUCUUUUGGAAAUAAAGCUGCUGCAGGAAGUAGCAGUACCACUCCUACUGCGUUUCCUCAUGAUAUGAUGAUGGCUUCUUUGUCGUCUGCGAGCUGUGUGUUUGGAGCUGCUGGAGGCUUUGAGGAGGACUUACAUGGAGUGUUGAACCCAAAACCAGACGGUGGGUUCGGUGGCGAAGGCGGUGUCGGUAGCGGUGGCAGCAGCGGCGGUGAUGGGUUGACGAGAGAUUUCUUGGGGCUCAGAGGGUACUCGCAUGAAGACUUCGUUGACAUGGCUGGGCUUCAUCACAUGAAUUCUUCUUCAUCUUCGUUCAAACAGCAGAGUCAGAAUCAAACACCUUGGCAAUAAUUAAGGUUAGCUUUUUUAAUUUAAUUGCUGGGUUAACUAAAUAAUUACCCAGCUCUAGCUAGCUUCUUCUCUAUUCAAUUUUCAUCCAGAGAGAGAGAGAGAGAGAGAAAGAACGGGAGAGAGAGAUUUUCAGUGCUGCAUAGACUGUGUGGUUGCUGUUAGAGGAUCUUCUGGUGACCUGUUUGGAUCAGUUUGCAUUUUCUUUUCCAGUUUAAUUAGGUUGCUUUGAUUAAUAAUUUUUGUUCUUCAGAACCAUUAUCUGUUUUUUUUUUUUUAAUAUACUAUAAAAACAGAUGCUAUUGCAAUGAACAAGGCAAACCCAUCUCAUUAA
Molecule: messenger RNA, 2433 nt
Organism: Malania oleifera
Lineage: Eukaryota; Viridiplantae; Streptophyta; Magnoliopsida; Santalales; Ximeniaceae
Product: protein indeterminate-domain 7-like
Exons: 4
Coding region: 612-2102 (496 amino acids)
Cellular component (GO): nucleus
Molecular function (GO): DNA-binding transcription factor activity
Source: RefSeq, a predicted model, not a curated record